Clarias gariepinus (North African catfish) is the source of this 879-nucleotide messenger RNA. Its product is annotated as macrophage mannose receptor 1-like. The transcript is spliced from 4 exons. Bases 70 to 879 code for a protein of 269 amino acids. Lineage: Eukaryota; Metazoa; Chordata; Actinopteri; Siluriformes; Clariidae. The record is from RefSeq and is a predicted model, not a curated record.
GGAGCAGAAGGUGAAAAAGGAAGAAGAACAGAAGGACUAAAGGAUUUAUAAUAUUCACUGCUCCGGUCCAUGAAGAACGUUACAGGAAUGAGGAGUAAAUGGGUUUUGGUUAUUCUGUUUUUCUCAGCAUGUGGUACAGAAGUAUAUAUUCCUCAUCGCUAUCACUUUGUGAAUGAGAAUAAAACCUGGAGUGAAGCUCAGACUUACUGCAGACAGAAAUACACUGAUCUCGCCUCCAUCAACAACAUGGAAGAGAUGAUGAAGCUGAAUAACACACUGAAGAUGGAAACUGUAAACCAAGCUUGGAUCGGUCUACAGAGAGGAGACACUGGGAGAUGGCAGUGGUCUCUGGCAGACCAAACUUACUACAGAGAUGGAGACACUUACAGAAACUGGAGUAGUGGUCAACCAGACAACCACGAGCAAAAGGAGUACUGUGUUGAGAUGACUGAUGACGGGAAAUGGAAUGAUAAUAGUUGUGAUACCACCCGACAUUUCGUAUGUUAUGAAGAUAAACUUGUAUUGAUUAAUCAGAAUCUGACCUGGAGAGAAGCUCUGAGAUACUGCAGGAACAAUCAUUAUGACCUGGUCUCAGUGCUCACUCAGGAGAUGCAGCUCUGGGUGAAGGAAGUGGCUCGAAACGCCUCCACUGAUCACGUGUGGCUCGGCCUGCGUCACACCUGCGCUCUGGGCUUAUGGUACUGGGUGACUGGAGAGACGAUCUGCUUCCAGGACUGGGCUCCCGGGAACGGGAACGGGUUUGAAGACUGCAGGGAUGAGGAGAGAACCGGAGCAGUUCAGACUAGAGGAGAGCAGCAGUGGAUCAGCCUGCCUCAGAGCAACAAACUCAACUUCAUCUGCUCCAAAUAUGAAGGUUAG